This is a messenger RNA of Theobroma cacao (cacao), 1626 nucleotides long. The record is from RefSeq and is a predicted model, not a curated record. NCBI's taxonomy places the organism in Eukaryota, Viridiplantae, Streptophyta, Magnoliopsida, Malvales, Malvaceae.
AUGAAUGGUUUGGAGCCUCCUCCACCAGAUUUGGCCAAUGAAGCCAACCAUGGUGAUGGUUUCAUUCAAACUUAUAAAGCUUGGAAGGGCAGCAAUGUAUUUGUUUUGGGGGGAAGGCUUAUAUUUGGACCUGAUGUGAGAUCCCUUUUCUUCACCAUCUUCUUAAUUGCUGCUCCUGUUGCUGUCUUCUGUGUCUUUGUAGCAAGAAAGUUGAUGGAUGAUUUUCCUCAUCACUUGGGAAUUUCCAUAAUGGCUGUCGCUGUGGCUCUCACUUUAUGUGAUAUAGUUCUUCUUCUACUAACCUCAGGAAGAGAUCCUGGUAUAAUUCCACGAAACUCUCACCCUCCUGAGCCAGAAGGUUAUGAAGGAAUUUCUGAAUUUCGGCCUGGCCAAACUCCACCAUUACGUUUACCCCGUACGAAGGAUGUGGUUGUCAAUGGUAUAAGUGUAAAGAUCAAGUAUUGUGAUACUUGUAUGCUGUAUAGACCUCCCCGAUGUUCCCACUGUUCAAUAUGCAAUAAUUGUGUGGACAGAUUUGACCACCACUGCCCUUGGGUUGGUCAGUGUAUUGGACUGCGGAAUUACAGGUUCUUCUUCAUGUUUGUCUUCUCUGCAACUCUUCUUUGCUUAUAUGUGCAUGGAUUUUGCUGGGUGUAUAUCAGGAGAAUCAUGGAUGGUGAGGAGACAACAAUAUGGAAAGCAAUGACUAAAACUCCUGCCUCCAUUGUGCUACUAGUCUACACCUUCAUUUCAGUCUGGUUUGUUGGUGGACUAACUGUCUUCCAUUUGUAUCUAAUCAGUACAAACCAGUCUACUUACGAAAACUUUAGAUACCGGUAUGAUUGUCGUGAGAAUCCAUAUAACAAAGGGGUAAUUGAGAACUUCACGGAGAUAUUCUGCACCAGUAUUCCUCCAUCCAAGACAAAUUUCAGGGCAAAGAUUCCAAAAGAACCUGCAAUCUCACCUAGAACAGUGAGUGGAGGUUUCAUCAGUCCAAACAAGGGGAAAGCCGUUGGUGACAUAGAAAUGGGGAGGAAGCCAGUUUGGGAUGAAGCUUUAGGAGAGGCAGGUGAUCAUGAAGGACAACUUAGUGGUGAUGGUAUGGACAAAGACAGUGGAUUGCCUGAUGUGUCUCCCGACUUAAGCAGGAUCCUUCCCCCAGAGAGCAUAGAGGGACGUGGUGUCAUGAAUCAUCCUAGGCGUUCUAGUUGGGGAAGAAAUAGUGAAAAAUGGGAAAUAUCACCUGAGAUUCUUCCUUUAUCCAGAGUUGGAGAGUCGAAGAGGAUGAAUGGUAGGAGCAAUGCUGAAUCCACGAAUGGGAAUCAACAAUUUGAAACAAAAUCCUGAAAUGUAAAUUAAACAGGAGGAAAAUAUUAUAAAAGGUUCCUUUUUUUUUUUUUUCGUUUUUGUCUCUGAAAGAAGACGAAAAUGAAAAAGAAGGGGAAAACGUGGUGUGGGUUUGGGUGGGAUGUUGAUUGGAGACUAAUGGUUUUAGGUUGUUAAUCUUUCAAUUUGCUAAACUGUGUUUGUAGUGUGCCAUUUGUUUUGUUAACACGAGUUUCUGGGGCAGUUUUAUUCCUCCCCUAAGAAAGAAGAAUCCCUGCACGAGUUUUUCUUUUAUCCCCA